Molecule: messenger RNA, 2187 nt
Organism: Aphanomyces astaci
Lineage: Eukaryota; Oomycota; Saprolegniomycetes; Saprolegniales; Verrucalvaceae
Exons: 2
Coding region: 23-1600 (525 amino acids)
Source: RefSeq, a predicted model, not a curated record
CGUACAUUGACCAAACUUGUCCAUGGACACGGCGACGGCGGCGGCGUUCACGUUGCUGUUGGUGCAAGACCAUCUCAAGCACCAUGGGAUGUACGACACGUUGGCAGCGUUCUCCAAGGAACUCGUGGCCAAGGCCGUGUCUGCAUCCCCCGACGUGUGGUACGACAUGACCCACGCCAUUGGAAUCCAUGGCCUCCUGCAUGAAUACCCACACGAGUCGACGCUGUCGGCACUCGUGCACGUCGGCGUCAUUGAAAGGCAGACCCGGCUUCGCGCCACCACUCCAUCUGUCGUUCGCAUCACGCCAAAGACAAACUGUCGGACCUCCACUGUUCUGCCAGACAACUACGGCCAUCUGCCGUCGUCCGCGUCGUCGCCGUCACUGCGACCGAAAUCGGCGUCGGCGGCCGUAGUAGCCACGUCCACCUCCACACCCACGUUAGGGCGGAGUGUAUUAGCCACUCCAACACGAGGCCAAGACCACCACCAUCAUCGGCGCAGCCCGACCAACGACCAACUCGACGGGGGCGACAUGCGGCUACUCAAGUACAUGAAUUUGAAACAGCGGGAACCCCGAGCGUCGUUGCCACAGCUCAAAGCGAUCGAGGCAGCCAAGAAAGAAAUCUUGCUUGGCGCAUCACCAUCCGCAAUCAACAAGAUCGCGCCAGCUCCGUCGCCAUGUUGCUCGUCGUCGUCGUCCAUCGUGGAAACCACCGCCGCGCCGUCUCAGUGGAUAUCCGACGACGUUCGCAUGCGCCAAGUCCGCCGAGGCCUCGCACAUGUCCAAGAAGAGCUCCACGUGCACAACACGUACGAGAUGGUGCUCAAACAUCAAGGCAUCGGCAAGACCAUUCCGCCGCGGCCGAAGGAGCGCGCCGUCCUCACGUGCACCCUGUGUCUGCAUCCGUUUCAAAAGCAGAACCUUCCGCACCAAGUGCCGUACAAAGCCGUGAUGGACCUGCGGCGGUCGUGGGACCCGCACAUGAAGGAGCUCAAUCCAACUCGCGCCCGACCUCCCACCUGCUACGAUAUGGUGCGCAUCUGUGUCUUUUGUGCGCAGUUCGUCCAAGAGUCCGACCGAUACAGGCCCGCUGACGGUGCGGCAGCGACUGUCGCCGCGACAGAUGGCAAGUUGGCGUCUAUGACCAGCGCGCUGAUGCGGCGAUCGUCUACGGUGUACGAGAUGGCGACGAACGAUCCCUUCUCGUGCGACCCCAUCAUGGAUGGCGACGACGACGGCGACGUCGAGUCCUGCACGUCGAUGGACAACCACAACUCGGUUGGUGGCGUAUUUGGCAAGAACAUUCGAUACCAGAUGCAGAAUGCCCGCACUGUGCGCAACUUGUCGAAGGCAGAAUGGGGGGUCAUCACAGCCAAGCAGCACAAGCAUCUGUCAGAGUACCGUGGCGACAAGGGGCCGACGAUGAUGCCCUUGAACGCAGAUGAUAUUCGACGAUCGCCUGUGUCCAUGAAAAGACUUCUCAUGGACGCCACCAAGUUGGCGCCAUCGAGCGAGACUAGUUAUUCCGGCCGCCCAUCGCCGGUCUCUACAGACCGGCGCCACACGACAGACGAAAUCAGCAACAAUUCCAAUCGCUAAACGUCAACUCGGGAACAUGUGUUGUGUACGUACACUGAAAGGGAUGGUAAUCAUAUUAAUACGAAGCAAUGAAAUGAAAAGUCACACAUAACUGUCGACGCUAGUUUACUUCUUGGACUUCUUGGGCUUGUCAGCGGAAGGGGCCGCUUCCUUCUUUGCGACAUAUUCGGCCUUGGCCUUGGCGGCGGCGGCGUUGAACUUAGCCUUCUUCGCCUCCGGGAGGGCCUUCCACCGUGCACCCAAUUCCGAGAUCACUUCCUUGGCCCCCAAGUCAGGUUGUUCCUUGACCAAGAUCGGGCGUUCUUCAGCCAUGAACAAGAAGUACGCAGUCAACGGGCGCUUUUCCUUGGGGGUACCGUCGGCGUUUUCCUUGGAUACCUUGCGCUUGGGGGCCUUCUUGGCGGCCACGGCAGUCUUCUUGACCUUCUUGGUCACCUUGGGCUCAUCUUCUUCCUCGCUCGAGUUGUCGAUGUUGCGCUUCUUAUCCGUGGGGUCGAAUCGCUCGACUUUGGUCACGUUGCGGCCGCUGCGAGUGCUCAUGGUGGUGGCUAUUUGGUUAUUGACCCCAGCCUUACCGUUUGGUGCCC